Molecule: messenger RNA, 545 nt
Organism: Salmo salar (Atlantic salmon)
Lineage: Eukaryota; Metazoa; Chordata; Actinopteri; Salmoniformes; Salmonidae
Product: protein S100-B
Biological process (GO): positive regulation of canonical NF-kappaB signal transduction; positive regulation of cell population proliferation
Cellular component (GO): cytoplasm; nucleus
Molecular function (GO): transition metal ion binding; calcium-dependent protein binding; S100 protein binding
Source: RefSeq, a predicted model, not a curated record
CUGAGCAGAGCAUGUCAGAGCUAGAGAGUGCCAUGAUCGCCAUCAUCCAUGUGUUCCAUAAAUACUCGGGCUUUAAGUGCAAGCUGAAGAAGGCAGAGCUCAAAGAUCUUAUCAAUAAUGAGAUGAGUCACUUCAUAAUUAAUAUCCAAAAGAAAGAGACUCUGGAUGAGCUGUUUGCAGACCUGGACCAGAACGGAGACCUGGAGAUCGACUUCCAAGAGUUUAUCGCUCUGAUCGCCAUGAUGACGUCAACGUGCCAUGAUCUCUUCAGCACGGAUCACCACCAUUAGUGACACAAUGUAAAGUGGAAGACUUGAGCGAGUGUCUGUGUGUGACCAGCAAAACACACAUACAUACUGUGUAAUCCUCUCAUAUAAAGAUGAUGUAAUGAUGAUAAAGCUACUUUGUUUACAUUAUAUUGAUUUUAUUAUGGUAUAAUAAUUGUGUUUAUAAAAAUCAAACAAAUCAAUGACAACAAUACAUAGAUGCUUACAUAAACAUCUGUAUCGUGAAAAUAGUAAAAGAAAACAUUGAGUCCACUUGAA